This is a messenger RNA of Sorghum bicolor (sorghum), 1368 nucleotides long. Its product is annotated as chaperone protein DnaJ. The record is from RefSeq and is a predicted model, not a curated record. Lineage: Eukaryota; Viridiplantae; Streptophyta; Magnoliopsida; Poales; Poaceae. The transcript is spliced from 6 exons. The coding region runs from base 251 to 1042 and encodes 263 amino acids.
AGGCUUCCUGCGGCGCGUGGUGACACAAGGAGAGGAGGGGGGGAAGAACGGAAGAGAAGAGCAGCAGCAGCAACAGCCGCGCCAUCCGCUUGCUUCCUUCCUUCCUCUUCUCUCCCUCCUACCCCACCGCCGGCGUCGCCUCUUCGCGUUGCGCGCCCUCGCGUCGCACCCGUGGGUAGCAGCCGCGUACCUACCAACCUGCGUGCUGCCGGGGGAGCUCUGCACGUCUCCUGUCGCCUCGCCUCUCGGCAUGGACGCCGGGGGAGAGAAGUUCAGCGACGCGGCGGCGGCGGAGGGCGGUGAGGGCGGCGGCGACCUCUACGCCGUCCUCGGGCUCAAGAAGGAGUGCUCCGACGCCGACCUCAAGGUCGCUUACCGGAAGCUCGCCAAGAAAUGGCACCCGGACAAAUGCUCCUCCUCCAGCAGCGUGAAACACAUGGAGGAAGCCAAGGAGAAGUUCCAAGAGAUCCAGGGCGCCUAUUCCGUACUCUCUGACGCCAAUAAACGGCUCCUCUACGAUGUUGGAGUAUACGACGAUGAGGACGACGAGGAUAGCAUGCAGGGGAUGGGUGACUUCAUUGGUGAGAUGGCCCAGAUGAUGAGCCAGGUGCGGCCGACGAGGCAGGAAAGCUUUGAGGAGCUGCAGCAGCUUUUUGUGGACAUGUUCCAGUCUGAUAUUGAUUCAGGAUUCUGCAACGGGUCUGCUAAGGAUCAAGUUCAGGGGCAAGCCAAAAGUAGAACAUGCUCGACCUCACCUUCAUCAUCACCGUCCCCACCUCCUCCUCCUACUAUAGUAAAGGAGGCAGAGGUGUCAUCAUGUAAUGGCUUCAAUAAGCGGGGUUCAUCAGCAAUGGACUCAGGGAAGCCUCCAAGGCCUGUUGAAGGCGGUGCUGGUCAGGCUGGAUUUUGUUUUGGGGUGAGCGAUACGAAGCAAACGCCGAAGCCGAGAGGUCCGAACACCAGCCGGAGGAGGAACGGCCGGAAACAGAAGCUGUCAUCCAAGCACGAUGUUUCAUCUGAAGAUGAAACGGCCGGUUCCUAGCACCAGCAGCUACGGUAGCAGUUUGACCUGUGGCUUUGGUGAUAUCAUUCGUUGGUCCUUGGCGGUGCCGAGGGCCCUAGUAGCCAGCAGCGGCAGGGAGGCACAGCAUGUCGCUUCUGCUAGCUGCUGUGAUCUGAAGAGGCGUUUAGCUCAUCAUAUGCCUUACCUUAGGCCUGUGAGGGACUUCCAUUGAAACUCGUCGAGGAUACUGCAUUUUUCUUUCUCCAUCUGUGUCGGUUGUGUUGUACAAUACAUUGAGUGACUUCUAAUCGAUUCUUUUUUUUACCAUUAAUUAACAUCUGGUAUAUCCGAUUGAUCGAUCCCUA